UAACGUAUACCGAAAAUACAUAAGCUUAAGCUAAAAUAACGGAGCCAGCAGUAGCAAUCGGAGUGGACGCAGGUAAACAGAUAAGAAAACACACGGCGACACAGAGAAAUAGGCGCAGGUGUCAACAUCAUCAUCAUCAACAGCAACAACAAAAACAUCAGGAGCAGUAACAGUGUGAAACAUGUCCGACAUCAUGAAUAUUGACAGCAUUAUCUCGCGUCUUUUGGAAGUCCGUGGUGCCCGUCCAGGCAAAAAUGUGCAAUUAUCGGAGAGUGAAAUACGAAGUUUAUGCUUGAAGUCGCGUGAAAUAUUUCUAUCGCAGCCGAUACUGUUGGAACUGGAGGCUCCGCUCAAAAUAUGCGGCGAUAUACACGGGCAAUAUUACGAUCUGUUGCGUCUGUUUGAGUACGGCGGUUUCCCGCCAGAAUCGAAUUAUCUAUUCCUUGGCGACUACGUGGAUCGUGGCAAGCAAUCCCUGGAGACGAUAUGUCUUCUGUUGGCAUACAAAAUUAAAUAUUCAGAGAAUUUCUUUUUACUACGCGGCAACCACGAAUGCGCAAGCAUCAAUCGCAUCUACGGGUUCUACGAUGAAUGCAAACGACGUUAUACCAUAAAGCUGUGGAAAACAUUUACAGAUUGUUUCAACUGUCUGCCCGUGGCCGCAAUCGUGGACGAGAAAAUCUUUUGCUGUCACGGCGGCCUAAGUCCUGAUUUGUCCUCAAUGGAGCAAAUACGACGCAUUAUGCGACCCACGGAUGUGCCCGACCAGGGUCUGCUAUGCGAUCUUUUGUGGUCAGAUCCCGACAAGGACACCAUGGGCUGGGGCGAAAAUGAUCGUGGCGUAAGCUUUACAUUUGGAGCGGAGGUUGUGGGCAAAUUUCUACAGAAGCAUGAGUUCGAUCUUAUAUGUCGUGCACAUCAGGUUGUUGAGGAUGGUUAUGAGUUCUUUGCCAAGCGCCAGCUGGUGACGCUCUUUUCAGCGCCUAACUAUUGCGGUGAAUUUGACAAUGCGGGUGCCAUGAUGUCCGUGGACGACACAUUAAUGUGCUCCUUUCAGAUUUUGAAACCCGCCGAUAAGCGACGAUUUGUUUAUCCAAACUUUGGCAGCUCAGGGCGUCCGUUAACACCGCCACGCGGCGCAAACAAUAAGAAUAAGAAAAAAUAAGCGACAAACAACAAGCAGCAACAAUAAUUUACAACAAAACACACAAAAAUCAAUUCAAUGCGCAGAAAUGUUUGUUUUUAAUCGAAUAUGUGUAAUCGAAUCGUGAGCAACGUUUUUAAGGAUUUAAAAAUUAGCCUAUUAUCAUUUGAAGAGCGCAAAAGCAAAAGCGAAAUACUAAACACCAACCCAUACACACACACACACACACACACACCCAUACACAAAUUGAGACACUUUAGUUCAAACUAAUUGCAGUGUUAAACACUGCAUAAGCAAGAAUAUCUCUUAAUGUAUUAAUUUUAUUUUGUUAUAGUUUUUCAUUUGCGCAA
Molecule: messenger RNA, 1494 nt
Organism: Drosophila hydei
Lineage: Eukaryota; Metazoa; Arthropoda; Insecta; Diptera; Drosophilidae
Gene: Pp1alpha-96A
Product: serine/threonine-protein phosphatase alpha-1 isoform
Exons: 5
Coding region: 182-1165 (327 amino acids)
Cellular component (GO): cytoplasm; nucleus
Molecular function (GO): protein serine/threonine phosphatase activity
Source: RefSeq, a predicted model, not a curated record